Molecule: messenger RNA, 1111 nt
Organism: Passer montanus (Eurasian tree sparrow)
Lineage: Eukaryota; Metazoa; Chordata; Aves; Passeriformes; Passeridae
Gene: NSMCE1
Product: NSE1 homolog, SMC5-SMC6 complex component
Exons: 9
Coding region: 165-944 (259 amino acids)
Biological process (GO): double-strand break repair via homologous recombination; DNA damage tolerance
Cellular component (GO): nucleus; Smc5-Smc6 complex
Molecular function (GO): ubiquitin-protein transferase activity
Source: RefSeq, a predicted model, not a curated record
GAUGGCGGGCGCGCGCAGCCGCAGCUGAGCAGGCGAGCACGGGCGGGUGCGGCGGGGGCUGAGGCUGAGAACCUCCGAGCUGGUCACCCUCUGCAUUCUGAGGACAAUCUUGGGAUCUGCUUUUUUUGCCUUCAUUCAAUCACUUGAAGCCUGGUGAAAUACUGAUGGCAGCUCAGAUGACCAAUGCUCAUCGGCGGUUCUUGCAGGUUCUGAUGUCUAAUGGGAUAACAGAAGGAUCAGAGGCCAGAAAAUUACACCAGCACUGCUGUGAAACUGAUAAAGUUUACUAUGCACACGAUAAACUGGAUGAUUUCAUCAGCACUAUUAACAGCCACCUGCAGCCUUUGUUUAUGCAGAUCCGGAAAGGAAUAUCAGAAGAUGAUGGGAGAGCACAUUAUGCUGUAGUGAAUUUGGCGGAAACGGAAGUAACUAAAAUGGCAUCUGACUAUACAGAAAUUGAAUUGGAAUUGUUCAGAAAAACAAUGGACCUAAUAAUUUUAUCAGAAAAUGGCUUUGCCUCAUCUACAGAUAUUUUAAACUUGGCUGACCAACUUAAGACAAAGAAAAUGAAGAAAAAAGAAGCAGAACAAGUGCUGAAAGUUUUUGUGGAGGAUAAGUGGCUUUCUGAGAAAAAUGGAGACUACACUCUGCAUACUCGUUGCAUAAUUGAGAUGGAACAGUACAUUCUCAGCAACUACCAGGAUGUGGCAAGGAAAUGUAACAUCUGUCGCAGCCUUGCCAUCCAGAGCCAAGUAUGUGAAUCCUGUGGAAUUGGAAUGCACUUACCUUGUGUCAGAAAGUACUUCAGAGGCCAGACUGAACCCCGCUGUCCCAAGUGUAAUGAAUUCUGGUCUUGUGACACCCCAGUUUUCUUUACAGGUGUGAAUCGGAUGGGUUCCAAUGGUACAGACUUACCACAGAGCUCCACUCUUGGCCCUAGAUGAUGCCAGUAAAACUUGAUGUCAGUGACAUCUAUUUGCCCCCACUCUGGCAGAACAGCCAGACUGUAUUGUAUUCAUUAGUAACAGUGCUCAGUGUACUCAUUUUCUAAAGUUCUUAGAAUCUUAGAAUAAAACUAUCAUUGAUGUUCCUGUUCACAGUAAUGCCUGCA